AUGAUCAUCCGAGAAACCAAUGCGCUGGCGUUGCGGUCGCAGGACGUCCUUGCGCCAGUCGCCCUGGACGCACAGGUUCCGCUCGAGGGGACAAAUGCAUCACCGUCGGAGCAGCUCCCCCUGCCUGCCCCGGAUUCACCUCCCGAGUCCACCGAGAGCAUCAGCCGCACGUUGCACGACUUGUUGGAUGCUCUCCAUGUGAUGCAAGAUGCUUACUUCGAACUGUGGCAAGGCACUUGGCCGUCGAGUAUCGAUUGGACUGCGGCUGUGCUGGGCACCCAUGUCUCUGCCACACUUGCCUCGCUGACUGCCACCACCGGCGACGUGCUGUCGACCGCUGUGUCACUGGGUGAUCUUGAAGAUUGGAUGCACUCGACGAAGCGCGGUCGAUACGAACUGGGCUCGGAGAACCUGAUCAACCACUUCUUCGACCAGACUUCCGCGUUCUACUUUGGCGAGAAUGCCAUCUCCCUGCGUGGUCAGGCCUUCGAUGAUAUGCUGUGGGUAGUCCUGGGUUGGCUGGAAAACAUGAAGUUUCAAAUCUUGCACUCUGAUCUGCACUAUGACGACCCUUUCUCGCCCAACGCAACUGCGAAGCUACGCUGGCACGGAACCCAGUUUCGAUCCCCCGCGGCGCAUCGAGCACGUGUGUUUUACGGCCUCGCGUCCGGCGGGUGGGAUGAGUUGCUCUGUGGCGGUGGGAUGAUUUGGAGCCCUUACUUGACCCCCUACAAGAAUGCCAUCACGAACGAAUUAUAUAUCUCGGCGAGUAUUGGGAUGUACCUGUAUUUUCCAGGUGACAAAAUUCAAUCCCCCUUUGUGGCAGAAAUCGUUGAGGAUGAGAACUGGUCAGAUGGCUAUCCGCAUAACCCUGCCCACCUGCAAGCCGCCAUUGAGGGCUAUGCCUGGCUCAAUUCGUCUAACAUGACCGAUAGCAAUGGGCUCUAUGGUGACGGCUUCCACAUCAGUGGCUGGGAGAGCGAUGACCGGCCUGGCACCCGCAAGUGCGAUGUCCUUAACACAAUGGUAUAUACCUACAACCAGGGGGUGAUCCUCAGCGGGCUAAGGGGACUCUGGUUGGCAACUGCUUUGCAGCAGUACCUGUAUGAUGGUCAUCAGUUAGUCCUGAAUGUGAUCAAGGCAACCGGAUGGCCCGAUAAGGACAGUCAACAAUGGCAAGGUCUUGGACGCGGCGGUGUUCUGGAGGAAGUGUGUGACUCUUCCGGAAGUUGCUCUCAGAACAGUCACACAUUCAAGGGGAUUUUCUUCCAUCACCUGGCGGAGUUUUGUCGGCCUAUCCGGCCGCAGGAGGUACGAUUCCUGGCUAGUGCGAACCAGACAGAUGAGGAAGGAGAGGCAUGGCAGUAUGUGUACGAGUGGCACCAAGCUCGCUGCCGCGCAUAUCGGCCGUGGAUCGAGCAUAAUGCGAACGCGGCUCUUGUGACUCGGAACAACGAGGGCAAGUUUGGCAUGUGGUGGGGAAACCAGUCCCGCGUAUCUGGGAGCACUAUCACCGAUGAAAGCCCUCUGCCGCCGGGGGCGAUUGACUAUGAGAACUAUGGAGCACGGGCUGAGGGAUCCGAAGGGCUGACGGGACUCCUGCGCAGCCGUGACUCGCGGGGACUCGCUGACGAGAGGUCCGGCUCUGGGAUCGGAACGCAGCCGUACGGUUGGGGGCUCGCAUCCGGGUGGUCACGCUCCUCAGAGGAACAGUCAGACGUAACCGAGCAAGGCAAGCACGAUGCCAAUGAUCGGGGCCGAGGACGUACUGUUGAGACACAGUCAGGGGGCAUCGCAGUGUUGCGGGCCCUAUACCAAUGGAAAAGCUCACCGUCUCUAGCAUGA
Messenger RNA from Aspergillus aculeatus ATCC 16872, 1845 nucleotides. Its product is annotated as putative glycosyl hydrolase. The record is from RefSeq and is a predicted model, not a curated record. The transcript is spliced from 2 exons. Lineage: Eukaryota; Fungi; Ascomycota; Eurotiomycetes; Eurotiales; Aspergillaceae. Bases 1 to 1845 code for a protein of 614 amino acids.